Ceraceosorus guamensis is the source of this 966-nucleotide messenger RNA. RefSeq lists its product as hypothetical. The coding region runs from base 44 to 955 and encodes 303 amino acids. The record is from RefSeq and is a predicted model, not a curated record. The transcript has 7 exons. NCBI's taxonomy places the organism in Eukaryota, Fungi, Basidiomycota, Exobasidiomycetes, Ceraceosorales, Ceraceosoraceae.
CUACUACAUCCAACUUUGCGUCCUCGUCUGCAAGGCUGGCCGCAUGUGGCGCGUCCUCGGCUUGUCCUGGGCUUGCCUGACCUUCAUCUUCCAGUCCCUCCUAUCAAUCCUCGUAUAUCUUGACCGACGCACACCAGAAUUCUACUACAGUCGAAUGGUCAGAGCCCUGGCGUGCCUUUAUUGCUCUUCCAAAGCCGCUCAAGAUGUUCUUCUUGCGGUGACGUUGGCGGUCAGGAUUCUUGCUCUGCACAGAGAGCUAGUACCUAGUCACGGCUUGCAUUGCCCAACGCCAGUUCGGCGCUUUGCCAAGUGGUUCGUGCUGGCAUUUGAGAUGUCCCUCAUCACCGCCUUGUGGUCGGUGGCUGGAAUGGCCAUGUUCUUGGCCCCUGCCUACCUAGUCGAGUGUAUUCUCGUCUUCUCGCACGGGGCGAUGAUGUUGCUAGCUGUACUGUCCUCGCUCAUUUCGAGACAGAUCAUUGUUCUGCUCUUGCGAGCCGACUCGAUGCCGCAGGACAUCCCCACCUAUUUCGUGACAGCCGUCAAUUCAGCUGGCCAGAUUCGGCAGCUUUCACACCCAAGAUUGGCACCGUCUCAAGCCUUGCCGAUCUUGGAGGGAUGGAUCGAGAAUGUCGGACUGGACAAAGCAGACAGCCUCGCGGAGCGCUCGAAAAAGAAUUCGUACGAAAAUUUCACAGACAGAGACGAGACGUGUUGCUGGCGCAAGUGCUGUCUGCGAAGCGCUAGACGGAGAGCUGAAAUCACAUCCAUGCCGUUGUGCCAUGUGGUAAGAAGAUUUCCGUCUGUCCGAAUCGGGUCGAAAUGCAAGACUGACGAUGCGUCGUUCGUGGCUGCACUGCAGCGCUCAAAAGGGCUGGAAAUGGACAAGCCGAGCCAAGCGCGGCCAGUAAGGUCACGUUCGCUGGACGAGCCUCGCUUCGGACACCGACAUGCCUAGAGCAACACAUG